Vanessa atalanta (red admiral) is the source of this 1726-nucleotide messenger RNA. Its product is annotated as zinc finger protein 37-like. Bases 65 to 1726 code for a protein of 553 amino acids. Gene Ontology annotation, molecular function: RNA polymerase II cis-regulatory region sequence-specific DNA binding; DNA-binding transcription factor activity. The transcript has 9 exons. The record is from RefSeq and is a predicted model, not a curated record. Gene Ontology annotation, biological process: regulation of transcription by RNA polymerase II. Lineage: Eukaryota; Metazoa; Arthropoda; Insecta; Lepidoptera; Nymphalidae.
UCAUCAUUUGUACUACAUUUAAUUUUAUUUUUCGAUAAAAAAAGAUAAUUACAAGUUUGUCGCAAUGAAACGGAAGAAAAUUGAUAUAAGUGAAUAUUGCCGGGGCUGUUUAUCGAAAGGCAGACGUUUGGUUCCAAUUGAUAAUCUAUUUCAUGUGUUUAUCAAAAUAAUGGAUGGUGAAAUUCCAAACAUUCCAGACCUGGUUAACGUACCGAAAAUGUGUUGGGAAUGUCGAGCUAUUUUACGUAAUACCGAAAACUUUAUAGGAAAAGCUAAAACUGCUCAUGAAUUUUUUACUGAGACAAGUAAAAAACUGGUUCAAGCCAAGAGUCUCUCAAAUCUCACAUCAGUAAUCAAGAAUUACAACGCGGAAGAAACAUUCAAUGAUUACGAAAUAGAAAUUAAUGUCAAGAUCGAUGACAUUUCAAUACAAACCGAUACACAAUUAGACGUUGAUUUAAAAGAGGAAUAUUUAUCAGACGAUGAGAAAAUCGAUACAGAUUUUUAUGAGGAUAUCAAAGAAGAAGCUCAUGAAACAGAAGGUAAUGUUAAAGAAGAAACAGAUAUUCAAUCAAUAAAGAGCGAAGACUUUAAAAAUACAGUUAAAGAACAAAUAAGAAAAGAAAAAGCGAAAUCGAUGAAAUCCAAAUAUAAAUUUAUUUGUCUUCAACAAGGGAACACAGAUAAUCCUCCGUCGUUUAAAAAGAUGCCAUUAAAUGAGGAGGAGAGGAUGUAUUGGAGGGAACAGGAUAAGACAGCGAGGAAUUAUCGUUGUAUGCCGUACAAAUGUGAGCUUUGUAUCACUGGUUACGCAAAACUGAAGUACUACAAUCAACACGUGGCAAAAUUUCAUUCCGAGGCGAUCGGUAAAUUCGAAUGUGAUAUUUGUAAGAAAAGAUUAAUUAACAAAAAUAAGCUCGCGAGUCAUAUCCGAAAUCACUAUAUAAAGUACGUCUGUCUGGUGUGUCAGUAUGAGAACCAUCGCAAGUGGAAAAUGACCGCACAUCUAUCCUACGCUCACAAAAGAGCUGUUAUGUGCUUGACGUGUGGUUUGAAGUUUGAAAAAAACAUAGAUUUCUACAAACAUUAUAACGUUCUACAUGCCCAAGUGAUAUGUGAUUACUGUGGUAAGAAAUGGAGCAAUAAACAGCGUCUAAUUAGACAUAUAAGAAUGCGUCAUUAUCAACACAGAUGUGAUAUAUGUAAUCGUAAUUACUCGUCCUUCGACACUCUCGCUCAUCAUACGAAAUUAAACCACGUGAAAUCGAGGACGGAGGAGUGUUACUGCGUCGAAUGUAACAUACAGUUUGAGAAUAUAACCCGGUAUACCAUGCAUUUGAAGAAUAGUGUGAAACACAAGACAUUUAUUGGAGUACCUUGUCCGGAAUGUAAUAAAGUUUAUCACAAGAAAACUUCAAUGAACAAUCAUUACAAAUACGUGCAUCUUAAGAAGACGGCACAUUAUUGUGAAAAAUGUUCUAGGUACUUCCUCAAUGGUUACCGCCUCCGUCAGCACCAGGCACGGACUCAUGAUAAAAUAGCACCGAUCAAAAAAAAGAUUUGCCCCCAUUGUGGGCGUGCAUUUGAGACCAAUCGCAUCCUAAAUAACCAUAUACGCACACACACUGGCGAGCGUCCCUUCGUGUGUGACGUCUGUUCAGCGAAGUUUACCCAAAAGACAGCUCUAGUUGUACAUCAGCGAUCUAUACAUAAAAUAAGAAAAUAA